Lycium ferocissimum is the source of this 2326-nucleotide messenger RNA. RefSeq lists its product as uncharacterized. The record is from RefSeq and is a predicted model, not a curated record. Lineage: Eukaryota; Viridiplantae; Streptophyta; Magnoliopsida; Solanales; Solanaceae. Bases 16 to 2151 code for a protein of 711 amino acids. Gene Ontology annotation, molecular function: zinc ion binding; nucleic acid binding. The transcript is spliced from 10 exons.
AAUUUAUUUUUCCAAAUGGGCUUUCUCAGAUAUACGCUUCACUUGAUCGAUUUCCUCGCUUGGUCGGUACUUGCUCUGGGCUAUCCUCUAUGUGCUUCAAUCCAAGCGAUUGAGGCUGGCUCCAGGUAUCACAUGAGGAAGCUAGUCACAUAUUGGACCAUCUUUUCCUCUAUUUCUCUGUUCGAGCACGUAUUGGAGAAGCUUAUUGAAUGGGUUCCUCUGUGGCCAUAUAUAAAAUUAAUAACCAUAUGUUGGUUGGUGAUACCGCAGUUUAAUGGUGCUUGCUAUCUUUAUCAAAAUCUCAUUCGUUUAUGUUUUCCGGUUAAACUGCACGAUAGCAUCAGGCAGUUUGAUGAUUCUUGUUAUGUUUACCAACGCCUUCUAUAUUUGUGCUUGUCUGUCAACCUCCAAACUGUUACUGACUGGUUUAAUAAGCCAAUGAAGGAUCCAUCUCUCAAGAAUGAAACAUUUCUGGCUGUGGCAGAGAGGUAUCUCGAAGAAAAUGGAUCUGAUGCUCUCGAGAAACUUAUUGCAAACAAGUCCAAGGAUUAUAUUUCGGAUCAUCAUGCAGAAGAGAUCAAGCCUACUGAUGCUAGUGCUGAAGAAGGAGCGCUUACCCCCAACCAGACAGAACGUGAAAGGAGUGGUCCUGUUUGGGAGGAUAUCACAGUGAUGGAGAAUAUGGCAAAACAUGAAGCAGCUGAGCCCAAACAGGUUAAAAGUGUGAAGGAAAAUCCAAUUCAGAUUGAGAAGAAAACGACAGGAGUGCUGGUCAAGGAAAUGGUAAUUCCAGCAAAUGCUGAAGAGAUUAAACUUCCAAACAUUAUAUCUUCAAAGCAAGUUCAGACAGAGUGGACUUGUGCAGUAUGUCAAAUGACAACCACCUCGGAGCAAAACUUGAAGUCCCAUCUUAACGGAAGGAAACAUAAAGCAAAGUGUGAAGGGCUGAAAACUUGCAUGCAAACGGCCAAAAGGGAAGGAAGCUCACCUGUUACAACAAAGUCAAAUGAGCUUAAUCAGGAGCAAGUAAAACAUGCAGCUGCAGCAGGAUUGAAGCACGGUGCUAAUGAAGCAGCUGAGCCCAAAAAGAGAGAAUGUGAAGGGAGUCAUCCUGUUUGGGAAGAUAUCAAAGUGAUGGAGCAUAUGGCAAAACAUGAAGCUGCUGAGACCAAACAGGGAUAUCCAAUUCAGAUUGAGAAGAAAACGACAGGAGUGCAGGUCAAGGAAAUGACAGUUCCAGCAGAUGCUGAAGAGAUUAAACUUCCUGGGAUUAUAUCUUCAAAGCAAGUUCAGACAGAGUGGACUUGUGCAGUAUGCCAAGUGACAGCCACCUCAGAGCAAAUCUUGAAGUCCCAUCUUAAUGGAAGGAAACAUAAAGCAAAGUGUGAAGGGCUGAAAACUUGCAAGCAAACGGCCAAAAGUGAAGGAAGCUCACCUGUUACAACAAAGUCAAAUCAGCUUAAUCAGGAGAAAGUCAAACAUGAAGCUGCAGCACGAUCAGAGCACAUUGCCAAUGAAGCAGCUGAGCCCAAACAGGUUAAAAGUCUGAAGGAAACUCCAAUUCAGAUUGAAAAGAAAACAACUGCUGUGCAGAUCAAGGAAACAGCGCUUCCAGCAGAUGCCGAGGAGAUUAAACUCCCAGAAACUAAUUCCGUAAAGAAAGUUCAGACAGAGUGGACUUGUGCGGUAUGUCAAGUGACAACUAAGUCAGAGCAUGACUUGAAGUGCCAUCUUCUAGGGAGGAGACAUAGGGAAAAUUGUGAAGUGCUGAAAACUUUCAAGAAAACAGCAAAAACUGAAAGAAACCCACCUUUUACUUCAAAUAUGCCAGACAAGCUUAAGAAGGAGCAAGUAAAGCAUGCAAUUUCAACUCAAAGAAAGCACAGUACUAAUGAAAAACCUAAAGAAAAGGUCCAACUAGGAGCUACUGGACAACAUCAAAAGCAGAAGCAAGUGAAGAAUGCUGGUGGUGCUACUCAUAAUUCUAAGCUGUGGUGUAGGUUUUGUAACAUUAGGUGCCCUGGCGAGAUUGAUAUGGCUUCACAUCUUAAUGGUAGGAAGCACUUGGCAAAACUUCAAGAAACAAUGAGUUUUACUGGUGGAACGUGGGCUUUGGAUUAUGCAAAUAUGCACUUUUAUCAGGGUAUUUGAAGGUGUUUGGUCUAAUUUAGGGGACGUGCUGUUGAAGCAACUUUGUUCUAUUAUCCAUACUGAAAUUUAGUUGGUUAAUCACUGGGAAGGAAAAAAGAGGAAAAGUUUAUGUCGAAAGGUGAGAUAUCAUUGUGUAUAAUCAGUUGGUAUGAGCAAUUAGAGCUUCUACUUUUAA